This is a messenger RNA of Oryza brachyantha (malo sina), 1561 nucleotides long. RefSeq names its product actin-1-like. The transcript is spliced from 2 exons. NCBI's taxonomy places the organism in Eukaryota, Viridiplantae, Streptophyta, Magnoliopsida, Poales, Poaceae. The coding region runs from base 112 to 1254 and encodes 380 amino acids. Gene Ontology annotation, cellular component: cytoplasm. The record is from RefSeq and is a predicted model, not a curated record.
UGGGCAUCGGGCAUCGAGAGUCGAGAGAGAAGAAAGGCAUCGAUCGAGGUAGAGAAGAAAGCGAUCGAGAAGAAAGAAAGAGAGAGCAAGUAAAAAAGGGGAUCAAGAAAGAUGGGCGACGCGGAGGACAUCCAGCCUCUGGUUUGCGACAACGGGACGGGGAUGGUGAAGGCCGGGUUUGCCGGCGACGACGCGCCGCGGGCGGUGUUCCCGAGCAUCGUGGGGCGGCCGCGGCACACGGGGGUGAUGGUGGGGAUGGGGCAGAAGGACGCGUACGUGGGGGACGAGGCGCAGUCGAAGCGGGGCAUCCUGACGCUCAAGUACCCCAUCGAGCACGGCAUCGUCAACAACUGGGACGACAUGGAGAAGAUCUGGCACCACACCUUCUACAACGAGCUGCGCGUUGCCCCCGAGGAGCACCCCGUCCUCCUCACCGAGGCCCCCCUCAACCCCAAGGCCAACCGCGAGAAGAUGACCCAGAUCAUGUUCGAGACCUUCAACGCCCCCGCCAUGUACGUCGCCAUCCAGGCCGUCCUCUCCCUCUACGCCUCCGGCCGCACCACCGGCAUCGUCCUCGACUCCGGCGACGGCGUCAGCCACACCGUCCCCAUCUACGAGGGCUACGCCCUCCCCCACGCCAUCCUCCGCCUCGACCUCGCCGGCCGCGACCUCACCGACUACCUCAUGAAGAUCCUCACCGAGCGCGGCUACUCCUUCACCACCACCGCCGAGCGCGAGAUCGUCCGCGACGUCAAGGAGAAGCUCUCCUACAUCGCCCUCGACUUCGACCAGGAGAUGGCCACCUCCUCCUCCUCCGCCUCCUCCUCCUCCGUCGAGAAGAGCUACGAGCUCCCUGACGGCCAGGUCAUCACCAUCGGCGCCGAGAGGUUCCGCUGCCCCGAGGUGCUCUUCCAGCCCUCCUUCGUCGGCAUGGAGGCCGCCGGCAUCCACGAGACCACCUACAACUCCAUCAUGAAGUGCGACGUCGACAUCCGCAAGGACCUCUACGGCAACAUCGUCCUCAGCGGCGGCACCACCAUGUUCCCCGGGAUCGCCGACCGCAUGAGCAAGGAGAUCACCGCGCUGGCGCCCAGCAGCAUGAAGAUCAAGGUGGUGGCGCCGCCGGAGAGGAAGUACUCCGUCUGGAUCGGAGGAUCCAUCCUCGCCUCACUCAGCACCUUCCAGCAGAUGUGGAUCGCCAAGGCGGAGUACGACGAGUCCGGCCCCUCCAUCGUCCACCGGAAGUGCUUCUAAUUAUUUCUUCCCUAAUCAUUUCAUUAACCCAUUAAUAACACUUAAGCUGAAACAAUAACCUAAUUAAUUACAUCCCAGAGGAGGAGAGGCUAUAUAUAUAUAUAUCUCACUGCACCUCUCAUCACGUCUAUACACGAGUAAUCACAAAGUACUACUAUCACGUCCAGCUUCCCGGCCCCACUUUUCCCCCCAAUUUUCUCCCUGUUUUUACUCAUUUUUAUUAUUUUCCGUUUUACCCUUUUGGUAGACGUAUAGAUAUUAUGUACUAUAUUUCCUCGUUUUCAUUUGGAGGCUGUAUGUGUUUAAU